GAGACGGAAGACUAGGCUCCGGGGCCUCAGCAGCUCAGCUCCGGAGCCCCGCUCCCUGGCCCGCGGCGGGGAUGGACUGAAGCGCCGCCAGCCAGCCCGCCCGCCUGCCUGCGAUCUCCCGCCCCUCCUCCAGCCCGGGGCCCCGAAGCAGCCGCAGCCAGCAGAGGCCCCCCCCUCCCCUCCAUCCUGCCUUCGGCCGUCUGCGCCGAGCCAAACCAUGACUGCCAGGUUAAUGAAGAUCCUGCUGCCGCUGCUGCUGGGAUUGCUUUGCCAAGAGCCACAGGCGCAAGGAUGCCCAGCAGGCUGCCAGUGCAACCAGCCCCAGAUUGUCUUUUGCAUCGCCCGCAAGGGCACCACGGUCCCCAGCGAUGUGCCCCCCGACACGGCCGACCUCUACGUCUUUGAGAACGGUAUCACCACCCUGGACUCGGGAAGCUUUGUGGGCCUCCCUGCCCUGCAGCUCCUCGACCUGUCGCAGAACCAAAUCACCACCCUCCACGGCGGAGUCUUUCAGCCUCUAGCCAACCUCAGCAACUUGGACCUGUCUUCCAACCAGCUGCAGGAGAUCACCAACGAGACGUUCCGGGGCCUUCGCCUGCUGGAGCGCCUCUACCUGUCCCACAACCGCAUCCACCACAUCCAGGCGGACGCCUUCGACACUCUCGAGAGCCUUCUAGAGCUGAAGCUGGAAGACAACCAGCUUCAGGCGCUGCCCCCGCUGCCCCUGCCUCGCCUGCUAUUGCUGGAUCUCAGUCACAACCGUAUCCCGGCCCUGGAGGCAGGCACCUUUGGGAUGAGCAACAUAGAAUCGUUAAAGCUGGCGGGGCUGGGGCUGCGUCAGCUGGACGAAGAACUGUUCUUGGGCCUGAGGAACCUGCACGAGCUCGAUAUCUCCGAGAACCAGCUGGAAGGGGCCCCCGAGGUGCUUCGGGGCCUCCGGGGCCUCACCCGCCUCAAUCUGGCGGGCAACGCUCGCAUCACCCAGCUGCUGCCCGAAGACCUCCAAGGCCUGGCCAACCUGCAGGUGCUUGACCUCAGCAACCUGAGCCUGCAGGGCCUCCCUCGGGACUUCUUCAGCCGGUUCCCCCGGCUCCGAGAGGUCACGGCCGCCCGAAACCCCUUCAACUGCGUGUGCCAGCUGAGCUGGUUUGGGCAGUGGGCCCGGGAGAGCCGGGUGAUGCUGUGGAGCUCCGACGAGACCCGGUGCCACUUCCCCCCCAAGAACGCGGGGAAGCUCCUCCAGCACCUGGACUACGCGGACUUCGGCUGCCCCGCCACCACCACCACCGCCACCACGGCCCGGCCCUCCACCCUCUGGCCGACCCCGCCGCGCACCAGCCUCUCCCCGGCGGAGCCCAGCUCCCAGACGCCCACCGCGGCCCCCUCCGGCGGAGAGGGCCCCGGCCCGCUCUCAGCCACGGCCCCCACCGGCAGCACCGGCCCCCAGCGCAAGGACUGCCUCGCCCACGCCUGUCUCAAUGGCGGCACGUGCCGGCCGGGCGCCUGGCAUCGCCUCGAGUGCUUGUGCCCGGACGGUUUCUCGGGUCCGCGUUGUGAGGCGAAGGCCGAGCGGCCCACCCUGCCGCCGCCGCCCACCAGGCUGCCCGCUCGGGUGUCCCGGCUCGGGAUCGAGCAAGUGAGCGCCACCUCCUUGAGGGUGAAGCUCAAGAACUACACCCAGACCAAGGCCCAGCUGAAGGGCAUUCGCCUGACCUACCGAAACCUGUCGGGCCCCGACAAGAGGCCGGUGACCCUCAGCCUCCCCGCCACGCUGUCCGACUACACCGUCACCCAGCUUCGGCCCAACGCCACCUACUCCAUCUGCAUCGGGCCCCUCGGGGGGGCUCGCGGCCCCGACGCCGAGGAGGCCUGCGGGGAGGCCCGCACCGCCCCCUCGGCCCGCUACAACCACGCCCCCGUCACACAGACCAAGGAGGGCAACCUGCCGCUCAUGAUAGUGCCCGCGCUGGCCGCCCUCCUCCUAGGGGUGCUGGCCGCCGCGGGAGCCAUGUACUGCCUACGCCGGAGGGGCGCCCGGGACAAAGGGCGAGGGCAGCUGGGGGCGGAGGCCGGGCCCAUGGAACUGGGGGGGGUGAAGGCCCCGCUGGAGGACGCGGGCCCCAAGCUGCCCGAGGGCGUCGGGGUGCCACCGGGCGGCUCCGAGUGCGAGGUGCCUCUCAUGCACUACACUGCUGGGAACAACAACAGAGCCCCCGCCCCCAAGCCCUCCUACUUCUGAACCGUUCGGUUUUGCUUCAUUCUCCCCCACCAUGAAGGCUCUAAGGGCUGUGUGGCAAGCGACCAUAGGUAGAGAGAAGGGCCCCGGAGCUCCUGGGGGUCAGUCCUGGCCCUGCCGCUCACUGUGACUCUAGGAAGUCACUCUCUCUCUGGGCCUCAGUUUCCUCAUCUGUAAAAUGAGGGGGUUGGACUUGAUGAUCUUCAAGAUCGCUUCCAACUCUUAAGAUUCUAGGAUCCCACCUCCCUUCCCCCCCUUCCCCAACAGCGUGCAAUCUCCUGGAGCCACACAACCUCGCAGCCCUCUGCUCGCUCCCGGGUUUGGAGGCCCCCCGGGGCAGGGAGAGCCCACGGGGGGCCCCUGUGUGCUGGUAACACAGGCGUGAGCUUCUCAGGGGGCAGCUCCUGCCCACUCCCCUCCCUGAGGGAUCUUGGGGAGAAGGAGAGGGGAGGUUAGAAAAAGUGAAGGAAACUCUGCAGGAGGGGAGUAGGGUGCAGGUGGGGAAGAUACCCCCCUCCAAGGGUGCUGACUCUCCAACCUCAGCCUCGAGGAAGUGAAGGAACAAAAGAAACUGGAAAGAAGAUUAAGAACUUUUUUUUUUGGAAAAAUAUUUAUAUCAUAUUCUUUCCCAUUUCUUCUGGGAAAGCACUUUUCAAACCCAGAGGCAAGGACUUUGGUUUUUGUAAGACAGAUGAUGACAUGAAGGCCUUUUGUAAUAAAAAGAAAUAAAUGAAAUAAAAUCAGACAUCAAUCUGU
Molecule: messenger RNA, 2992 nt
Organism: Gracilinanus agilis (Agile Gracile Mouse Opossum)
Lineage: Eukaryota; Metazoa; Chordata; Mammalia; Didelphimorphia; Didelphidae
Gene: VASN
Product: vasorin
Exons: 2
Coding region: 218-2239 (673 amino acids)
Molecular function (GO): protein binding
Source: RefSeq, a predicted model, not a curated record